AUGACUUCUUUCAAGCUUCUUUUCCCUAUAAUCUCUCUCCUUCUCACUAUACUUUCUUCUUCAGUAAAUUCACUCAACCUAGGUGAAGUUAAUGUGCUGAUCAUCAACAACAUGCAAGCCCCAUUAACCCACCAUUGCCACUCACAAGGUAACGAUCUCGGGACGAAGACCAUCCAACAAGGAAAGAGCUUCACCUGGACCUCUCAGAUCAUUCUCAAGAAAAGUGAGAGUUAUUUCUGUGACAUGAGCGCGGGGAAUUUGCAUGGAAAUUUCGACAUAUUCGAGACCAAGAGAGACUUUGGUAGGUGCGCUGAGAGUAACUGUAUUUGGCGGGUGAAUCGUGAUGGAUUGUAUCUCUUCAUCAACAAUAAUUAUGCUUUGCAGUAUCACUGGCCGUAG
Messenger RNA from Ilex paraguariensis (yerba mate), 399 nucleotides. The record is from the annotation of a GenBank genome assembly. NCBI's taxonomy places the organism in Eukaryota, Viridiplantae, Streptophyta, Magnoliopsida, Aquifoliales, Aquifoliaceae.